This is a messenger RNA of Phaeodactylum tricornutum CCAP 1055/1, 600 nucleotides long. RefSeq lists its product with no specific name. Gene Ontology annotation, biological process: cytoplasmic translation; ribosomal large subunit assembly. NCBI's taxonomy places the organism in Eukaryota, Bacillariophyta, Bacillariophyceae, Surirellales, Neidiaceae. Gene Ontology annotation, molecular function: RNA binding; structural constituent of ribosome. Bases 1 to 600 code for a protein of 199 amino acids. The transcript has 2 exons. Gene Ontology annotation, cellular component: cytosolic large ribosomal subunit; ribosome. The record is from RefSeq and is a predicted model, not a curated record.
AUGACUGCUGCCGCCACUUGCUCCUUUUCUCACUUUGUUGUGUGCCUUCCUUCUUGCUCGAACGAAUCCUCACAGAAACCGCCCCGGUAUUACCCUGCCGAAGACGCCAAGUCGUCAAAGUCGACUUACAAGGUCCGGCAAAAUCCCCCCAAAAUCCGCAAGUCGAUCACACCCGGAACCGUCCUGAUCAUUCUCGCCGGUCGUUUCCGUGGAAAGCGUGUGGUCUGCCUCAAGCCCCUAGAAUCCGGUCUUUUGCUCGUAUCGGGUCCUUACAAAAUCAACGGUGUCCCCUUGCGUCGCGUCAACCCGGCGUACGUGAUUGCCACCUCCACCAAGGUGGAUAUUUCCAAAGUCGACGCCGCCUCCAUUACCGACGAAUACUUUUCCCGAUCCAAAGACGACACCAAGGAGGGCGAAGAGGCAUUCUUUGAGGGAGCUGCCCCCAAGCCGGCCGUUGUCUCGGACGCGCGCAAAGAAGAUCAGAAAAAAGUGGACGCUGCCUUGCUCCAGGCCGUUGCCGCCGUGCCCAUGCUAGAAGGAUACCUGGCGGCACACUUUACUUUGUCGAGCAGCGACAAGCCCCACAAAAUGAAGUUUUAA